CGAUCGAGGUUCUCCGCUCCCGCGCCCUCGGCCUGCCCUGGCCGCUGGGUCGGGUCGGGUGGGCGGCCGGGGUCCGAGUCGCUUUCGGAAGGAUGUGGGGGGACGAUCGCCUGGCUGGUGCAGGGGAAGGCGGGGCGGCUGUGACUGUGACCUUUACCAAUGCUCGGGACUGCUUCCUGCGCUUGCCCCGUCGCCUCGUGGCCCAACUGCAUCUGCUACAGAAUCAAGCUAUAGAAGUGACAUGGUGUCAGCAGCCUGCAUUCUUGAGCUGGGUGGAAGGCAGGCAUUUUAGCGAUCAAGGGGAAAAUGUGGCUGAAAUUAAUAGACAACUUGGUCAGAAACUUGGACUCUCAAAUGGAGAACAGGUGUUUCUCAGACCUUGUUCCCAUGUGGUAUCCUGUCAUCAGGUUGAAGUAGAACCUGUCUCGGUGGAUGAUUGGGAGAUACUGGAGCUGCAUGCUACCUCUCUUGAACAGCAUCUUCUAGACCAAAUUCGAAUAGUUUUCCCGAAAGCAAUUUUUCCUGUUUGGGUUGAUCAGCACACUUAUAUACUUAUCCAAAUUGUUGCACUGAUACCAGCUGCCGGGUAUGGAAGACUGGAAACUGACACUGAACUCCUCAUUCGGCCAAAGACACGCCAAAGCAAAGAGAAUACAUUUUCAAAAUUAGAUAACGUACGUGGAGAAGUCCAAUAUGACGGAAGAGACCACAAGGAAGUGACUAAAGAAUUUCAAGUCAAACAACCUCAGUCAGUGCCAGGAGUGACUGAGUCCAGUGGAACAGACUCAGAGGCCAUGGCUAACUCAGCAAAUCCAAGCCUGUGGACCAUGCUAGGAAACAUUUUUUCUUUUGGGUCUGAGAAGAAUCACGAGACUUCCUGGGGGUUAACGGAAAUCAAUGCUUUCAAAAAUAUGCAAUCAAAAGCUGUUCCUCUGGAUAACAUUUUCAGAGUAUGCAACUCUCAGCCUCCCAGUAUAUGUAAUGUGUCGACAACUUCUCUGUUUAGCAAACACUGUGCCAUUCAUGUAUUUCCAUGGGACCAGGAAUACUUUGAUUCAGAACCCAGCUUGACUGUGACAUAUGGAAAGGUAGUUAAACUCCUUUCUCCCAAGCAGCAGCAGCAGACUAAAACAAAGCAAAAUGUCCCAUCUCCUGAAAAAGAGCAGCAAAUAUCAGAACCGUCAGAUCAAAAACAAAUUAGCCCAGACCAUAGUCAAGAAGCAGAUAUGGCGUGUGUACUCCAGGUUGUCUGGAAUGGACUCGAGGAAUUGAAGAACGCCCUAAAAUACACUAAAGCUAUAGAGGUUCUCCAUCUUGGAAAAGUCUGGAUUCCAGAUGACCUGAGAAGGAGACUAAAUAUAGAAAUGCAUUCAGUAGUCAAAAUAACUGAAGUGGAAAUCAUCCCCCAAAUUCCAAGAUCCCUAAAACUACAACCUAGAGAAAACUUACCUAAAGAUGUAAGUGAAGAUGACAUAAAAUCUGUGUUCUUUUCAUGGGUACAGCAGUCUACUACCACCACACUUCCUUUAAUAAUAUCAGAGGAAGAAUACAUUAAACUGAGAAUUAAAGAUGGGCUGAAGGAGUUUUGUCUGAAUACAGCUCAUUCUUGGGGAAAAGAAAAAGAAAAAAAUAUUUUUCUGUUGAGUACCAGUCUUGUGCAAAAGAUCCCACUACAAGUCCUUCUAGAUCCUAUGGUAAAAGAAGAAAACAAUGAGGAAAUUGACUUUAUCCUUCCUUUUUUAAAGCUGAACUGCUUGGGAGGUGUGUGUUCCAUAGGCGUCUCCUCCAUAGAGCACGUCACUCAGAGCCUCCUGGGGCGUCCUCUCUCUCGGCAGCUCAUGGCUCUCGUGGCAGGACUUAGGAAUGGAGGCCUUUUGCUCACAGGAGGAAAGGGGUAUGGAAAAUCGACAUUAGCCAAGGCAAUCUGUAAAGAAGCAUUUGAUAUAUUGGAUGCCCAUGUGGAGACAAUUGACUGUAAAGCUUUACGAGGGAAAAGGCUGGAAAACAUACAAAAAUCUCUGGAGGCGGCUUUCUCAGAGGCCGUGUGGAGGCAGCCUUCUGUCGUUCUGCUUGACGACCUGGACCUUCUCGUCGGCCUGCCUGCGCUUCCAGAACACGAGCAUGGGCCUGACACUGUGCAGAGCCAGCGACUUGCAUACGCUUUGAACAAUAUAAUGAAAGAAUUUAUUUCUAUGGGAAGCUUGGUCGCCCUCAUUGCCACCAGCCAGUCUCAGCAUUCUCUGCAUCCUUUACUUGUGUCUGCUCAAGGAAUUCAUAUAUUUCAGUGCAUUCAACAUCUUCAGCCUCCUAAUCAGGAGCAAAGGUGUGAAAUUUUGCAUCACAUAAUAAAAAAUAAACUGGGUUGUGAAAUUAACAAAUUCACUGAUCUUAAUCUGCAACGGAUAGCUAAAGAAACAGAAGGGUUUGUGGCCAGAGAUUUCACUGUGCUUGUGGAUCGAGCUAUACAUUCUUGUCUCUCUCAUCACAGUAUAUCAACUAAAGAGGAAUUAGUUUUAACAACUUUGGACUUCCAAAAGGCUCUCCAGGGAUUUACUCCUGCAUCUCUACGAAAUGUUAACCUGCAUAAGCCUAGGGACCUGGGCUGGGAUAAGAUCGGUGGACUGCAUGAGGUGCGACAGAUACUCAUGGAUACUAUCCAGCUGCCAGCCAAGUAUCCAGAAUUAUUCGCAAACUUGCCUAUACGACAGAGAACGGGAGUGCUGAUGUAUGGUCCUCCUGGGACAGGAAAAACCUUGCUAGCUGGGGUAAUUGCACGAGAGAGUGGAAUGAAUUUUAUUAGCAUCAAGGGGCCAGAGUUACUCAGCAAAUAUAUUGGAGCAAGUGAACAAGCUGUUCGGGAUAUUUUUAUUAGGGCCCAGGCUGCGAAGCCCUGCAUCCUUUUCUUUGAUGAGUUCGAAUCCAUGGCUCCUCGGCGAGGCCACGAUAACACGGGAGUCACUGACCGCGUCGUCAAUCAGUUGCUGACUCAGUUGGACGGAGUAGAAAGCUUACAGGGUGUUUACGUCUUGGCUGCUACUAGUCGUCCCGAUUUAAUCGACCCUGCCCUGCUUAGGCCUGGCCGGCUAGAUAAAUGUGUAUACUGUCCUCCUCCUGACCAGGUGUCACGUCUGGAAAUUUUAAAUGCUCUUAGUGUCUCUCUACCUCUGGCAGAUGACGUGGACCUUCAGCAUGUGGCAUCAGUGACUGACUCCUUUACAGGGGCUGAUUUGAAGGCAUUGCUGUACAAUGCCCAGUUAGAAGCCUUACAUGGACGACUGCUGUCCUGUGGACUCGCAGAUGGCGGGUCCAGCUCUGACAGUGACCUGAGUCUGUCCUCAAUGGUCUUCCUGACCCAUAGCAGUGGCUCCGAUGAUUCAGCUGGAGAUGGAGAAUGUGGCUUAGAGCAGUCACUUGUGUCUCUAGAAAUGUCUGAGUUGUUGCCAGAUGAAUCCAGAUUCAAUAUGUAUCGCCUUUACUUUGGAAGCUCUUAUGAAUCAGAACUCGGAAAUGGAACCUCUUCUGAUUUGAGCUCACAGUGCUUGUCUGCACCAAGCUCCAUAACUCAGGAUUUUUCUGGACUUCCCGGAAAAGAUCAAUUUUCACAGCCUCCACUGUUUAGAACAGCCUCACAAGACGGUUACCAAGAACUUACACCAGAACAAAGAGAUCAACUUAGAGCUGAUAUCAGUAUAAUCAAAGGCAGAUACCGGAGCCAAAGCGGAGAGGAUGAUUCCCUUAACCAACCAGGACCAAACAAAGCUAGUCUGAGCAUCACUCAGUCUCACUUAAUGACAGCACUCAGCCACACGAGGCCAUCCAUUAGUGAGGAUGACUGGAAGAAUUUUGCUGAGUUGUAUGACAGCUUUCAAAAUCCAAAGAAAAGGAAAAAUCAAGGUGGCACAUUUCGACCUGGACAGAAAGUAACUCUAGCAUAAAAUGCACCUAGGAUUUUAUUUUGUCGCUUGUCUUCGUAUUGUAACAGUGAAUAGUAUCUAUAAUUUUUUUAAUUUAGCAAAUGGAAUGGAUAUUUAUAACAGAAUCUGUAUUGUUUUUUCCUAUAAAUCUUUAUUAAAUCCAUAAGAUACUGA
Molecule: messenger RNA, 4088 nt
Organism: Sorex araneus (European shrew)
Lineage: Eukaryota; Metazoa; Chordata; Mammalia; Eulipotyphla; Soricidae
Gene: PEX1
Product: peroxisomal biogenesis factor 1
Exons: 24
Coding region: 93-3935 (1280 amino acids)
Biological process (GO): protein import into peroxisome matrix
Cellular component (GO): cytosol; peroxisome; peroxisomal membrane
Molecular function (GO): ATP hydrolysis activity; ATP binding
Source: RefSeq, a predicted model, not a curated record